Molecule: messenger RNA, 348 nt
Organism: Fusarium sp. VM40
Lineage: Eukaryota; Fungi; Ascomycota; Sordariomycetes; Hypocreales; Nectriaceae
Source: the annotation of a GenBank genome assembly
AUGGCCUCAUCUUCACCACUUCGCCGCUUCAGCCUCGUCUUUCACGUCCCGCCCGCUAACGCCGCAGCAUGCAAAGCGGCUAUUUUCGCAGCCGGCGCGGGCCGCUAUCCGGGUCCCGGAGGCUAUACUGAGUGCGCGUGGCAGGCGAUGGGAACAGGGCAGUUUAGGCCUGGAGAUGCGGCGAAUCCGGCUAUUGGUAAAGUUGGCGAGUUGGAGGAGGUUCCGGAGGUCAGGAUCGAGACGUUGGUGGUGGGGGAGGAUACGGUUCGGAAGGCGGUUGCUGCGCUUAAAGAGGCUCAUCCGUAUGAGGAGUGUCCAUAUCAGGUUUAUCGAGUUGAGGACUUCUGA